Messenger RNA from Marchantia polymorpha subsp. ruderalis, 984 nucleotides. NCBI's taxonomy places the organism in Eukaryota, Viridiplantae, Streptophyta, Marchantiopsida, Marchantiales, Marchantiaceae. The record is from the annotation of a GenBank genome assembly.
GCGAUAAAUGGAGUGGAAUAGUACAUAAUAGUAGCUCCGUUGAAUGCGAGGAGUGUAACGAAGCAGCCAAGACAGGAGAAGUGCAGCAGAGCUUUGACCCUUGACUACACGAAGACGACGUUCUCUUCGCAACGACGAGCUUGAAUUUCAGCACCUGUGAAUUUGCUGCAUCGCCUACGAGUCCUUUCCUCGGAAGACGGAUAUUGCAUGAUGAGGAGGCCUCAUUUCAUUGUCGUCGCGGCUCUGCUGCUGCUGGCUGCGUUCUGCAGACCGUCGCUGACUGCGGAGGUCAAACCGGACUGCUCGGAGCAGGUGGUGCAGCUUGCCCCGUGCCUGUCUUAUGUGAGCGGGGACGAUCCAAAGCCUCCCGAAGAUUGUUGCGAUGCACUGACGACCGUGGUUGUGGAAACCCCGACCUGCAUUUGCGAGAUUAUCGAGGGCGGGGAAAAUGCCACUGCGAGCACCGGACUCCUAGCCAUCAACCUCACCCUGGUGAAGCAGCUGCCCAAGGAGUGCGGAGUCCAAGAGCAGAUCAAAAUCGACGAAUCUCACUGCCCGGGAUUCGGAAAUCAAACUCUCGCGCCUCCAAGCGGACCAGGAGUGACAUCAGCUCCAGCACAAGAGUCAGCGGCAGUGCUGCGAGGACAAUCAAUCCCUUCGAGCUUCGUGUGGUCGCUCAUAAUCUCCGUAGGUCUGUGGGUCCGUAGACCGUGAGAAGCUCAAUCCGCUUAGACUGCGACGUUGAACUUCUAUCUUAGGUUCUCGGCUUUCAAGCCGGACGCUUUUUUCAUUCCCAUCUUCGGACUUGAGCUUUCUAGCUCGCCGACGAUACGCAGGCCUUGUAAUCGAAUAGAAAUAUAUCGCCAGGAACUUCUUUACCGUAAUUGUUUGGUUUGCCAAUGAGCCGGAAACUUGUUUUUGGUUGGUUGAAGAAUGAUGGAAAGAAUUUUGUAAUCGAUAUUCGCAUGCAAGUUGCCGAAUCAG